Molecule: messenger RNA, 1011 nt
Organism: Hibiscus syriacus
Lineage: Eukaryota; Viridiplantae; Streptophyta; Magnoliopsida; Malvales; Malvaceae
Product: 6,7-dimethyl-8-ribityllumazine synthase, chloroplastic-like
Exons: 8
Coding region: 59-739 (226 amino acids)
Biological process (GO): riboflavin biosynthetic process
Cellular component (GO): riboflavin synthase complex; intracellular anatomical structure
Molecular function (GO): 6,7-dimethyl-8-ribityllumazine synthase activity
Source: RefSeq, a predicted model, not a curated record
GCUAAAAAAAAACCAAAUCGAACAUUGCAUAAAAUCACAGAAAUCAAAGCAAAAGAAAAUGGCUUUAAGCGGAUUUGGAUGCGUAAAGAUUCAAGAGCGUCUCUUGAGUGGAACAGUAUGCGGUGCAUUCCCCACUCCCAGGAAUCCGCCCUCUGCCGCCUUCAUUUCCCCCCGCAAGUCAACCGCUCUAUCCUUUUCGUCCUCCUUCCAAUUCCAAGGAUUUGUGGUGAAUGGGAAGCAGAGCUCCUCCUCUGUACAAACAGCGGCAGUACGCCAUUUGGAGGGGUCCGUUACCAAAGCUCAAGGCCUUCGCUUUGCUGUGGUUGUCGCCCGUUUCAAUGAGAUUGUGACAAAGCUGCUAUUGGAGGGAGCUCUGGAGACUUUCCGCAAGUAUUCAGUUAAUGAAGAAGACAUUGAUGUUAUCUGGGUCCCUGGAAGUUUUGAAAUUGGUGUUACAGCAGAAAAGCUGGGAAAGUCUCGGAAGUAUCAUGCAGUUUUAUGCAUUGGGGCUGUGAUAAAAGGAGAUACUUCUCACUAUGAUGCUGUGGUUAAUUCUGCAACAUCUGGGGUGCUUUCAGCUGGCUUAAACUCAGGUGUUCCUUGCAUAUUUGGUGUUUUGACUUGCGAUGACAUGGACCAGGCAUUGAAUCGAGCUGGUGGUAAAUCUGGGAACAAAGGUGCAGAGUGUGCUUUGACUGCGAUUGAGAUGGCUUCCUUGUUCGAGUACCAUCUUAAGUAGCCGCAUCGUUAUGCUUUACGUGAUGGGGAGCUCGAUUCAAUUCGACACACCCCUCGUGUUCCUUUUAGUUUCUUUUCUUGGCAGUUUGAGCUUCUUUUGUGUUGUAACUGUAGGAUCAUUGUAUGUGAAGAGUUGUGGAAAAGCAAAAUGGUGAACACAGAUCUUGAUAUUGGAAUUUGGAAUUUUUCUUGUUAUAUUGUGAUCGAUAAUUGUCAUCGCAUCGCAGUGAACCCAUAUUUGACGUAAUAAAGGGUCAAUGCUUUUGCUUUCUU